This is a messenger RNA of Suricata suricatta (meerkat), 2161 nucleotides long. It is a transcript of the gene TRIM6, whose product is annotated as tripartite motif containing 6. Gene Ontology annotation, molecular function: zinc ion binding; protein binding. The transcript is spliced from 8 exons. Lineage: Eukaryota; Metazoa; Chordata; Mammalia; Carnivora; Herpestidae. Bases 97 to 1560 code for a protein of 487 amino acids. The record is from RefSeq and is a predicted model, not a curated record.
CUCGGCUCCGAUCCGGGCCCCCGAGUCCAGGAUCUGUAAGCAGGAAGUGCCUUAGAAGUCCUGGCCGGACAGUCAGGAGCCAGGAGUGUAGCUACAAUGACCUCAGCAGUGCUGGUGGACAUACAAGAGGAGGUGACCUGCCCCAUCUGCCUGGAGCUCCUGAAGGAGCCCCUGAGCAUAGACUGUGGCCACAGCUUUUGCCAGACCUGCAUUGCAGGGAACAGCAUGGAACGGGUGACGGGCCAAGAAGGGGAAAGCAGCUGUCCUGUGUGCCAGACCAGCUAUCGGCUUGGGGACCUGCGGCCGAAUCGGCACCUGGCCAACAUAGCAGAGAGGCUCAGAGAGGUGGUGUUGGGCCCCGGGAUGCAGCUGAAGGCAAGUCUCUGUGCGCACCAUGGAGAGAAACUCCAGCUCUUCUGUAAGGAAGAUGGAAAGCUCAUUUGCUGGCUUUGCGAGCGGUCUCAGGAGCACCGCGGCCACCCCACGCUCCUCAUGGAGGAGGUCGCCCACGAGUACCAGGAAAAGUUCCAGGAGUCUCUGAGGAAACUGAGGCAAGAGCAGCAGGAAGCUGAGAGACUAAAAACCGUGAUCAUAGGGAAGAGGACAUCCUGGAAGAAUCAGAUGGGACCUGAGAGACACAGGAUCCAGACAGAGUUUAAUAAAUUGAGAAACAUCCUGGACAAAGAAGAACAGCGACAGUUGAAAAAGCUGGAGGAGGAAGAGAGGAAGGGGCUGAGUAUUUUAGAAGAGGCUGAGGAUGAGCUGGAGCAGCAGAGCCAGUCACUGAGGGAGCUCAUCUCAGACCUGGAGCUUCGGUGUCAGGGGUCGGCAAUGGAGCUGCUGCAGGAUGUGAGUGAUGUCGUGAAAAGAAGUGAGUUCUUGACUCUAAAGAAGCCGGAAGCUCUGCCCACCAAGCUGAAGAGUAUGUUUCGAGCCCCAGAUCUGAAAAGGAUGCUGCGAGUGUUUAGAGAACUGACUGAUGUCCAGAGCUACUGGGUGGACGUGACUCUGAAUCCACACACGGCUAACUUAAAUCUUGUCAUGUCUAAAAACCGGAGACAGGUGAGAUUUGUGGGUGCCACGCUGCCUGGGUCUUACCUGGAAGAGCAUUAUGACUGUGGAAUCCUGGGCUCCCAACAGUUCUCCUCCGGGAAACAUUACUGGGAGGUAGAUGUGGCCAAGAAGACUGACUGGAUCCUGGGGGUGUGCAGUAAUUCAGCGGGAUCCACGUACUGUUUUAACCAGUUUACAAAUAAUCGAAAUGCCUACUCCAGAUAUCAGCCUCAAAGUGGAUACUGGGUGAUUGGGCUACAUCAUAAACAUGAAUAUAGAGCCUAUGAGGAAUCUUCCACUUCCCUGCUCCUCUCCAUGAUGGUGCCCCCUCGCCGAGUUGGAGUUUUCUUAGACUAUGAGGCUGGCACUGUCUCCUUUUAUAAUGUCACGAACCAUGGCUUUCCCAUCUACACCUUCUCUAAAUAUUACUUCCCUAGCACCCUUUCUCCCUAUUUUAAUCCCUGCAACUGUGUGGUCCCGAUGACCCUGCGUCGCCCAAGCUCCUAAACAUUCUGCCAUCUCCACCCAUACCUGAGGAGUACCCUCCACUCUGUGGUCCAUCUGUACCUCAGUUCUCUCUUUUCUAAACUUCUGUACUCCUGAAUUCUCUCACGCCUUUCCCUUUGAACAUUUACUCAAUGCUAGAAUAUACCCAGAGGUGAUAGUGAACAACAUCCCUGACUAAUUAAUUACAGAUCUUUGGAUGUGUGGGGGUAACUUUCACCAUGUUACCAUUAAGCAUGAUAUUUGAUGAGGUCCUUUUUGUUGUUGUUGAUUCGUGGGAUCAAAUUUUUAGGAAGUUCUUUUCUACUUGCUAUAAUUUUUUUUAUACUGAAUGGAAAAUUGAAUUUCAACAGACUCUCUGUAAUUAUGGAGAUUUUUUGAGUCAUUUUUAUUCUGUUAUUGAAGUACAUUGAUUUGUUUCCAUUUUUAAAUGCAGCACAAAAUCCUGAAAUAAAUCACUAUUAUUCUCCAUAUACAAUAUUGGAUUUGCUUUUGCUAAUACAGUGUUUAGGUUUUAUUCCCAUUCUGUUUAUGAAAGAAAUUGACCUGUAAUGUUACAUUCUUAUAAUUGUCAGGUUUUAUAAAAUGCAAUAAACAAACAAAG